UGAUCCCGCCUAUUUAUCCUCCCCAAUCCGAAUUCCGAUGGUGUGCUAAAACCGUGAAUAUGAAGGGACUCCUAUUCCUCUUCUUUUCCAUCCUCCUCAUGGACCUCAUCACCAUCGCCCUCUUUCUCUCUCCCCUCUCCACUGCCGUUGAUCCUACUCCUGAAGUCGGCUCUGCGGCUUGGUAUGAUGCGCCUUACACGCCUAAUGCCUGCAAGAUUGGUGAAGAACAUCUAGCCCCUGAUGGCCUAUAUGCUGCUGUUGAUGAAGGUUUAUGGAACAAAACAGGGAACCCGUGUGGUUCCAAGGUUCAGGUACGAUGUAUAGAGGGGCCUGAUACUUGCCAUUAUGGGACAAAUCUAACUGCCACCAUAACCGACCGUCUUCAACAGAUGGUUUCCGAACCUUCCAGCUUCGACGUUCGCUUGGUGCUUUCGAAGAAAGCGUACGGCUCUAUCGCGGAUUCGUCGAGGGAUUCAAUCAAAGUCCAAUUCCAGCUGCUUUGAGGUUCGUUUGUGUAUUUUUUUAAAUAAAAAACUAUGUACAUGUGUGAUAUAUAUCUUUACCAUUGUGGUGGUUGGUUUAAUUGCCCCUUGCUGUCUUGAAAGCUGGAUCACCAUGUAGGCGCGUGAUGGCUCCGUUCUAGUCACGCCGCUAUUUUCCGUCGUCGGUUUCCCGAUCGGACACGGAAACACAGUAGAUCCGGGAAAGGUCUGCGGGGCAGAGGGGAGAUUAGCCGGAAAACAGACCAGAGAAGUUGUGGUCCCUGUCUACCUAAUUUUCUUCCAUAGAAUGUUAGAUCUGGGGAAUUAGAUCCCGGGGGUUGUGUGCGUCUGUGGAGGAAAGCCGGGAUCUAAUUCCGGCGGAUUCAGGAAGGUGCGUGGAAAGGUUGUGGUUUCGAGCUUUUGGGGAGUUGAAGUGGCAGGAUCUGGUUCUGAUUUUGGGGUUUCUGAAGACGUUAAGAUGAAUCUUGGAGAUCCUGAUUUGGUAGCGGUGGCUUUGGGUUCUCCAGUGGAGGCGGUGGUUCGGGCCGUUUGGUGGCGGCGCUCUGAUUUACCGUGUGGGUCUGUAUUUUCCGAGGAAGAGGUGGCCCUAAAUUGAACAAAGCUUUUGGGUAAUUUAGUUUCUUGGCUUUAUUUUAGUUUACAGUCUUAUGAUUUAGAUCUAUGAUGUAUGUAGUAUUUUUGAUAUUUUAUUAAUAGAUUUUUGUUCUUGAUGUAUCAAGUUUUAUUGGUCGGUUAUUAAAUAUAUUUAAUAUUUUAAU
Molecule: messenger RNA, 1261 nt
Organism: Rubroshorea leprosula
Lineage: Eukaryota; Viridiplantae; Streptophyta; Magnoliopsida; Malvales; Dipterocarpaceae
Source: the annotation of a GenBank genome assembly